Pseudogymnoascus verrucosus is the source of this 1688-nucleotide messenger RNA. RefSeq names its product ribosomal 60S subunit protein L19A (gene RPL19A). Lineage: Eukaryota; Fungi; Ascomycota; Leotiomycetes; Thelebolales; Thelebolaceae. Gene Ontology annotation, molecular function: RNA binding; structural constituent of ribosome. Gene Ontology annotation, cellular component: cytosolic large ribosomal subunit; ribosome. Gene Ontology annotation, biological process: translation. The transcript is spliced from 6 exons. Bases 273 to 857 code for a protein of 194 amino acids. The record is from RefSeq and is a predicted model, not a curated record.
CUCAUACAUUAUUCCUGUCACGGUUGACCAAGUCGUUGGUCGCGUGGGGUGAUCCUCAGGGGUCUUUUAAUCCCUUAUCUUAUCUUAUCAGUGGUGAGGGCUAACCCUCCACUUCUCCUCACAAUUCGGUGGUUAAUCCCCGAAGAAGUUUAGCGUUUUGCCACAAGCGAAAGCCGCCAUCUUUGAAUUCCAUUCCGACAAAGUACAGAGACGAGGUCGAGAGAAUUCACGACAACCAUCGACAACCAACGGAACCCAUCAGGAAAGACAAGAUGGUUAACCUUCGUACCCAGAAGCGCCUCGCGGCGGCCGUUGUGGGAUGCGGACAGCGCAAGAUCUGGCUCGACCCGAAUGAGGUCUCCGAGAUCUCCAACGCCAACUCCCGUCAGACCAUCCGCAAGCUCGUCGCUGAUGGCCUCAUCAUCCGCAAGCCAGUCACCAUGCACUCGAGGGCACGCGCUAGAGACCACACCGAUGCGAAGAGACUCGGUAGACACAAGGGUUUCGGUAAGCGUAAGGGUACCGCAGAUGCUCGUAUGCCAAGCCAAGUCGUUUGGAUGCGCAGACUCCGCGUUCUCCGCCGCCUCCUCGUCAAGUACCGUGCCAGCGGCAAGAUUGACAAGCACCUUUACCACGAGCUUUACCACCUGAGCAAGGGUAACACCUUCAAGCACAAGCGCGCUCUGGUUGAGCACAUCCACAAGGCCAAGGCUGAGGCCGCCCGUGAGAGGACUAUCAAGGAGGAGAUGGACGGCCGUCGUGCCAAGACCAGGGCUGCUCGCGAGCGCAAGCAAGAGAGAGUUGUCGCCAAGCGUGCUGCCAUGUUCGGUGAUGAGGAGGAGACCGAGACCAAAUAAGCAUUGCAACUUUUUACGGGGUAGCUGGAGCGGGGCAAUGGUCUUACAAAUAAAAGGCUCGGUUGCUUUUCGUUAUCAGGGCUUUCUGCAUGUACUGCAUGGACAAUGGUGUCAUGAACUCUUUCAAAGCGUGAAAGCCUUCUUCUGUUCGUGGUGACAACAGGAGAUACUGAUCUCCCUCGUGUGGCCGACCCCCGUCCAAUGCCCAUGGAUACUGUGUUUCUGUCUACUGACCGUGAAGGACCAAAGCAACUCUUUUCAGGUGAGCGCCACGUCAAGCUUUCGCCGUGACCAACUUCUCUCGUUUGACAGCGAGUUUUCUUCGCAUCUACAACAUUCCAACCAUUGCACCCAUCAGCCACAUUGUCAGCCAUGAUCAAACGCAACUUCCAAGAAGUUGUUCCUCAGUACCUAUUUCUACUUUGUCUUCAUUUUUCUUUACAAUCUGUUCCACAGUCCACAACUGUGUUCCCCAAAUCAGGCAUUAGUGUGUACAGCAUUUCGAGCUCUCAAUGCUCCUCUGCUGAAGGAUAACUAUCUUUCGUGCCAAGAUCUACCACCAAACCCUUUCCUUACCAAACACCUGCUCCCUAUUUCUCUCUGGGAAACUGGUGCAUGAAGAAGGGGUUACAUUUUACCUACUAUGCUGUCUAUUAUAGACGUGUAAUAGUUUUGCGGGCUUUUGGGGGUAUUCUACUUGUAGAGUCAUUCCACUUCACUGUGGCGACAACUACAAGUCUGAGAGACAGAAAGUCUUUUGAAGAGGGUCUUCUCUCUACGACUUGGACAUUGUUCUUGGGGCUAUAGCUAGACAAGUGUAUAUAAAUGAAG